Molecule: messenger RNA, 1324 nt
Organism: Stegostoma tigrinum
Lineage: Eukaryota; Metazoa; Chordata; Chondrichthyes; Orectolobiformes; Stegostomatidae
Product: asialoglycoprotein receptor 1-like
Exons: 9
Coding region: 210-989 (259 amino acids)
Molecular function (GO): signaling receptor activity
Source: RefSeq, a predicted model, not a curated record
AUCAGCUCCUCACAAAGCUGAGCACCACUUCCUGCACAGCUUGGCAGAAUGGCUGGAGAACAAGAUUACUAUGAUUUUGAGAAAUUCGAUCUGGAUAGUGAAGAAAAGCAUCCGCAUUCUCGACAGCGUGCAGGUCAUGCUUUGAGGGACCUGAAUUAAGGUGGAGUCUGAGAUCUUUCCACCCUCAGGUCACAGGCUGUAACAGAGCAAUGAAAGGCAAUGCAUUCAAAUCAAUCUCCUCUGGAAAAGUACUCAUGUUCCUCAACUUCAUCGUUCUGGGCCUCAUCCUUAUGGUCCUGGUCACUGCAGUUAUUAAAUGGUCACAGAUGAAUAGCAGAGUGAAGGAGCUUCCACCACAAGCCCAGACUCAAAUUUCACAAGCACUGACAAACGUUUCGGAAAACUCAGACCUGAAAGAUUUCAAGCAGCAAGUCCAGGAUCAAGUGACACAGAUGAGUGAAGGAGUUUUGACAGAGUUUUUGCAGAAGAUCGAAAACUUCAUGAACACAUUAUCCAUGAAAAUCAAAAUGUUACCUGAACCUGCAUGCCAGAAACCUCAGUGCCCACAGCAUUGGAUAUAUUUCAAUGAGAGCUGUUACCUCUUUUCAACGAAAAGAAACACGUGGACCUCCAGCAAGAUGUACUGCUCCCUGCAACAGUCCUACCUUGUGAGCAUUAACACAGCUCACGAGCAGCAUUUUGUCACAGUAGAAAGUGACUCCAAAGAAUACUGGAUUGGCCUGGCUGACCAUAAAAUCGAGAACAACUGGCAAUGGGAAGAUGGCACAGAUUACGAGACAAAUCAAAAGUUUUGGUCUGAAGGAGAACCCAAUGAUGCUGGUAAUCAAGAGGAUUGUGCCCACAUGAAUGUAUACGGGCUAUGGAAUGACAAUGUGUGCUCUUCAAAAUUCUUCUUCAUCUGCGAGAAAAGAACCAAGCCAGACAAUCUUCCUGACGGGCAUCACAAUAAUACAGACAACACUCUCUGACCAGUUAGCGAGCCGUGCACAACUCUCCUCAAUGUGCCAAGUCACCCACAUUUGUCCAGCGUUACAACAGCAGUGACAUUUCAUAAGUAACAAUCAGCUUGCGGGUGUGAAAAAUGCUAUGGAAAUGGCAAGUCUUCCUAACCUCAAUUCCAUGUAAGCGCUGUCACACUGUGUAUUAAUGCAACAGUAGCCAGUGAGGUGCUUUCUAUAUCACAAACUGUUUGCAGGCUGUCUGCUUUCACAAUAUGUUUAUCUCACAGUUGAAUGGAUAAUUCAUUUUGUUUUGCUUUCUCUACCGUAACUGAUUUAUUCUUGUUGUAUUUCCACUCAGUUAA